ACAGGGUUCGUGUCAUACAGUCAUGAAGUACCAUUGUUGAGUUUCUCGUUGCACAUUAAGUUAGUGUUUUUAAAGUUGUAUGGGCAAUCUUAUCUACCAUUGCUGGGUAGCUAGCUAGCUUAUAAGGGAAAUUUAAUCGUCUCAUUAUUUCUUCUCUGUCUGGUUGUCUCCCGUGUGUUCAGGUGGAAUAGAUCUUUGAGGACCGACACCGUCCAUAUAACUAGGCCAGUCUGCUGGAUUUUUGAAGCGUUUCUGUAGCGUGAGCGUUUAUUUGAGCCGAUACAGAAUGUCUGGACAGAGCAUUACUGACAGGAUAACCGCCGCUCAGCACAGCGUCACCGGGUCGGCGAUUUAAACUGUGUGCAAGGCAACCACUCAUGAAAUAAUGGGGCAGAAGAAACAUCUAGACUACCUGAUUCAGUGCACCAAUGAGAUGAACGUGAACAUCCCUCAGCUGGCUGACACGCUGUUUGAGAGGACCACCAACACCAGCUGGGUGGUUGUCUUCAAGUCCUACACCACACACCAUCUAAUGGUCUAUGGCAAUGAGAGAUUUAUACAAUUGGCUUCAAGGAACACACUUUUCAACCUGAGCAAUUUUUUGGACAAAAGUGGCCUGCAAGGCUAUGAUAUGUCAACGUUCAUCAGGAGAUACAGCCGCUAUCUGAAUGAGAAAGCUGUGGCCUAUAGACAAGUUGCAUUUGACUUCACUAAAGUGAAAAGAGGGUCGGAUGGAGUGAUGAGAACCAUGAACACAGAGAAACUCCUUAAAACCAUCCCUAUCGUCCAAAAUCAGAUGGACGUGUUACUAGAUUUCAAUGUCAAUGCCAAUGAACUGACAAAUGGUGUGAUCAAUGCAGCAUUCAUGCUUCUGUUCAAAGAUGCAAUCCGACUGUUUGCAGCCUACAACGAGGGCAUAAUCAACCUCCUGGAGAAAUACUUUGACAUGAAGAAAGUUCAGUGCAAAGAAGGAUUGGACAUCUACAAGAAGUUUCUUACACGAAUGACAAGAAUCUCAGAGUUCCUAAAAGUUGCAGAGCAAGUUGGAAUUGAUCGAGGAGACAUCCCAGAUCUCUCUCAGUUUACAGUCUGUGCCCCAAGCAGUCUGCUGGAUGCCCUGGAGCAGCACUUGGCAUCUUUAGAAGGAAAGAAAGUCAAAGAUUCAACAGCAGCAAGCAGAGCUAGCACCCUCUCCAGUGCUGUCUCCUCCCUGGCCAACACUGGCAUAUCUUUCUCCAAAGUAGAUGAGAGAGAAAAACAGGCUGCCCUGGAGGAAGAGCAGGCUCGCCUAAAAGCACUAAAAGAACAGCGUCUGAAAGAGCUCCAGAAGAAUCCUACUGCAGUGACUACAGACUCUUCUCCUGUCUCUCUGGGUGGGACCAUAAACUCUGCCCCUGUCACUGACCUCUUCUCCACCCCCAGUUCUACCUGCAGCACCUCCAAGGCAGCUAACGACCUGCUGGACCUUCAGCCAACUUUGCAGCAGCCACUGCCUCUCUCCACCACCAACACAUGGGGAGGGUUUACAGCCUCCCCAACACCCCAGCAACCACAGAACCUGCGAGGUCUUAAUGUAGACUUUGACUCCGUCUUUGGAAACAACACUAAUGCCAACAACUUGGAUUCCACGGAUAUUUUAGGUGGCAUCCUAAAACCCACAGUGGCAGCCUCAACAACUCAGAGUGUGACUCUAAACAGCCAGCAGCCGCACAAGCUAGUAUCCAAUGAUCUGGAUUCGUCACUCGCCAAUCUUGUUGGCAAUCUGGGAAUCGGGAACGGCACAGCAAAGAAUGAUCUUCACUGGAGUCAGCCUGGUGAGAAGAAGCUAACUGGUGGAACUAACUGGCAUCCCAAGACAGCUCCUUCUACCACCUGGAAUCCUGCAACCAUGACACCAUCUGUCAUGGCUUUCCCUGCAACCACACCAACGGGCAUGAUGACAUAUGCAAUGCCUCCCCAAAUGGGCUCCAUGAUGAUCACACAGCCCACUAUGAUGUAUACUCAGCCUGUGAUGAGGCCACCCAACCCCUUUGGGCCCAGUCCAGGUGCACAGAUGCAGUUUAUGUAACCAGCGGGGGGGAGGAGGAAUCUUCCACAUCUGAAGAUGAUUCACAGCAAUGUCAAUUAUCCAGGCAAAGUUGCUGUUUGCGUCUAAUGAACUUGCCUCUAUGGGAAUGAACAGCUCAAAAAAGACUUGUUGAAUAAAAUCAACACUUGGGGCAGCUCUGGCCGUUUCACAGAGGCUUCACAGAGGAUGUUGUGCCCAUCUUGUCAUGUCUAAGUCAUAAAAGGAGAGGAAACGUGUGUGCUGCCAUUUAAAACCAUGUGACAGGGACAUAUCCUGACUGUGUCCUGCAUUGAGAGAAACACAACAUCCAGAGGGAGCGCUUUCUGAUAUCACUGUUUCAUGUUCCAAGGGGAAAACAAGCUGGUUUGUCAUCACACCACCUGUUUGCUCUUUGAAUUGUCUUUUUUGUUCCUCUUUCUCCAGACGAGGCUGGGAGAGUAAUUUCUUUCAAUGAUCAAUUAUGAUUAACUUCUUAAAACACCCUCAUAUUAGGACAACAAGCAAACUCCUUUUUGAUGUAUUGCUUGCAGUAGACAUUCCUUGUGUAUGUUUGUAUUUAUUUAUGAUUACUUUAAGAGAGGAUUACAUAAAAAAACAAGAAGCAAAUGUAACUACUCACUGGCCUCUUGCUAGAGGGAGGUCUUCAGGUUUAUACAUAGUUAUUCUUGAUUGUAGAACUGGAUUUUGAGUGGUUGAGGUGAUUUUUAAAAAUAAGUUAAUAUAAAGAGAUGUCAUGUUUUGCUGUUAGGGCACUAAAUAUUCUUUGUACUCGCAUGAUGCUUGUACACUUGUGUGGUUCACUGAGAGAUGAGUAUGAAUGUAAUAAUUCAUUAGCACCAACAAAUGAUUGGGGUCAGUUUCUGUGAAUUUUCACAUCAGUAAGAGGAUUAUAUUUUGUGAUCAAGGCAGCAUCGCAUUGGAAAGGAAUCCACAUUUAUGCUUUUGAUCCUUGGCAUGCCUUUCAUUCUUAGAUUUAUCGAAGCUCCCAGUUGGCCUUCUUCACCUGAACGUGCAGGGACUCUUUCAUGCUCAGACUUGGUCUUCAUAGGGGAGCAUUUGGAUGUUAUGGAUGAGAUGGGACACGGUGAGACACUAGGAAUAUGAUUGGCUCACACCGGGUUGGGGGGGGGGGGGUCAGUUAAGCAGGAGAAUAGAGCACUGUUGAUCAGUGCUUAUAUAAAACUGAUCCUGCCAGUCACAGGAAUGGGUGGGCACGGGUGUGAAAGAUGGCUUGAACAUGAAAGUGCCUCUGAAUCCAUUAACUUUUGUGCGUUGUCCCUACAGAUUAUAUUUGUAUUUUUUUUCCAAUAAAGUGCAAGCUUUCACACUUA
This is a messenger RNA of Archocentrus centrarchus (flier cichlid), 3399 nucleotides long. RefSeq names its product phosphatidylinositol-binding clathrin assembly protein-like. Gene Ontology annotation, cellular component: clathrin-coated pit; extrinsic component of presynaptic endocytic zone membrane; clathrin-coated vesicle. NCBI's taxonomy places the organism in Eukaryota, Metazoa, Chordata, Actinopteri, Cichliformes, Cichlidae. The record is from RefSeq and is a predicted model, not a curated record. Gene Ontology annotation, molecular function: clathrin heavy chain binding; phosphatidylinositol-4,5-bisphosphate binding; 1-phosphatidylinositol binding. Gene Ontology annotation, biological process: synaptic vesicle budding from presynaptic endocytic zone membrane; clathrin coat assembly; clathrin-dependent endocytosis.